CCUUCGCCGUCGUGCGUCGUCGGGAUUCUAAUCCCGAUUUCCAGCCACCGUAGGCGCAGGCUUGCGGGCGGUGAGCAAUGGGUAGCUUGCCACCCGAUCGUCUGGUAACUUAACGAACCGAGCCCAUGUCGCCGCGUUGAGCGCCAUUUCCGCGCGCCUCAGGGAGUAUGUCAGCAAUUCGUAGAAGCCCUGGGGAGGCCGAAGCCUACCGCGACUGGCGUUGAUUCGAAAGAGAAGGCUGGUCCGGGUACUAAAGGCAAAAUCUAAAUGGAGCGGGCUUUUUAGUCAGUAAGAGUCUUGGGCGGAGCGAGAGGGCUCUCGCUCCGCCCAAGAGCGAGAGAAAGUCAUACGAUGAUUUUUUGCCCGUCACCAAAAAAAACCUUAAUGUGCUAAGGCAAACAUAUUUUCAUUACUUAUUCGUACUAUGUCUAAGCACUAAUAUAUCUUCAACUAUAUUUUCUGUAAGAUUAUAUCUUAGGUCACUUAAUAUGAAUUUUAAACUUGAAAAAAGUCGUUCGACGCUAACUUGAGUGCUUGGAAUGGCUAAAAUAGUUACCGCAAGUUGAUAUAGUUGUGGACCACUUGAUUUUUUAGUUUCUCAAAACUAUAAAAUGUUUUCUUUCGAUUUGAUACGAGGAUAAUUAUUAAAUUCUUUUAAAUGCAUAUUUAUGUUGUUGAUUUGGCGACCUUCGACAUUAUGUGUUUGUUUGCUACGUUCUGUAGCCAAUAUGGCGUCCUAAGAUGGUGUACAAUCCUUCUAGCAGCUUCAAUCACGUCGACAACAUCGCUUUCACGCAAGGCAUCGCUUACUGCUAGUUGUAAUGUAUGCGCUGCGCACCGAACGGAUUGCAUUGAGUAAGUAGAAUUAAUAUAAUGGGCAAGACGACAAUUUUUGAAAAUGUGUUUUAAAAUAUUCUUAAGUAUCUACUAUUACUAAAAAAUAUAAUAUUUCUGUAAUUUAUAAAAUAAUUAUUGAAAAAAAUUAAAUUUUAAUGAAACGUUCAUUUAUUCGCGCCAAAACGUAGUCACCGGCGUUGACAUUUGCUGUGACGUCAACCCUCAGCAAACUUGUAAACAUUAGAGUCAAGCAACAAAUAAAACAUAUUAAAUAUUAUUUCAAUAUGAAUUCCAAAGGAUAUAAGUGGUGUGCGGUCCCUCAGUGCACUAAUACAUCACUAAAAAUCCCUAACAAAGUGUUUAUUUACGUGCCAAACGAUAAAAAGAUGCGAUAUAAGUGGCUAACUCUUGCACGGCGAGAUCCUAAAGCUGUUAGUCUUGAUACAUCUAUUUAUUUCUGUGAAGAUCACUUUGAUUUGCCAUAUGAUAUGGAUAAUUAUAUGGAAUAUCAUAUAAUGGGUUCUGUGUCGAAAAUUCGUAUGAAACCAGGUUGUAUACCCACUAAAUUUGAAUGCCAAGCAGAUAGGAGAAAACGAGCAUCUGAUAUCACCGAUCGACCAUAUAUUCUAAAAAAACAAAGACAGGAAUUAAUUCAAGAAUCUAUAAAAGAUCUGGAAGAUAAAAGUAGUGUAAAUAAACCUUUAGAGUUUGAAGAGACAUCAUCAAGUUCAGCUGUGCAUGAAAAUACAGAAAGUAUUACACAAGAAAAAAAUAAGACUGCAAAUAAAUCCAUCCAAGUUUACAUCACACACAAAUUCAGGAGCAAAGCCGUUCAAACUCAAAUUAAUUUUAUAAACCAGAUGACAUCGCCAUUGAAACCGGAUCGCCAAUCUGUCUCUACAUCGCCAUUUAAGAUAACAAGAUGCACUUCUCAAAUCAAACCAACUGCAACUACAGCAAACAUAAACAAAUGUUCAAGAAAAAUAUUUGUAUCUGAAAACCAUUCUGAUAGUGAUAUUUCGUACACACCCUCCAUUACACAUGGAGAAUCAUCACCAACUAUAUCUGUUCAAACAAAAUCAUGUUCAGAUUGCUGUGAGUUGAAACAAGAUGAUAAACAGAAAGAGUCAACUCAAAUGCUGCAAUGCACAUUACUUAAAAUUAACAGAAAUCCCCGUGUUUAUAUAGGUGUACCUAAAGACUGUUAUUAUUUAAUAGACUUAAUUAAAAAAAAUACAAACAUUCCUCCAGUUCAUUUACUCAUGUGUUUGAAAAAGAUUAGGCUAAAUAACUCAUUCAAAGAGCUUGCAGAUGAUUUCUCUGUACGGUAGGCGUAAGGGAACGAAGUGAAACAAAUGACUGCUGAGAAUAUACUGUGUUUUAUUAAUGAAAUAUAAUUAAUUUAUACACUAUUAGGAUACAAAGAUUAUGAUAAUAGAGGGGACACUACACCUCCCCCCUGAAAAAAAGGAAAAUGCUUAUUAUAUUAGCAUUUUUCUUGCAUACCAUAGAUAACGCACAAUACAUGAUAAUUAUGAUUACUUAACUAGAGUGAUACAAUUUAGUUCGGUUUUUGUGUAUUACAUCGGGCUUAUUAUUUCGCAUAAUUUCAACAUUCGGUGACAUAUCUUUUAUCACAACAUAUGGUCCAGAAUAAAUACAAUUUAAUUUGUUUCCAACCUCAUUUUUAACAAGAAUCAGAUCAUUUGGUUUAUACACAACUGGAUUCAUAUUUUUAUCGUAUAUUUCUUUUCUUUUAAUUUUACUAGAUAGUAAAUUUUCUCUAGCCUCCUUUUGUGCCAAUUGCAAACGAAACUUGAGUUCUAAAGGGUAGUUAUCAAAAGUGUAUAGGGGAUCUAUUAUAUUACUUAACAAAUUACUAGGGAGAGAGCAUUUCUUCCCAAAAACAAGCUCAUACGGUGUAAAUUUUGUUUCACUAUGCACGGACGUGUUGAAGGAAAAGCACCAAAAUGGAAGCCAUUGACUCCACAUUUCGGGAUGGUUAUCACAUUGAAUUCUGAGGAAGGAACCAAGGUGUUUAUGCGAAUUUUCUAAUGCACCUAUUGACUGGUGGUGAUAGGCGGUAGAAUUAGUUUUUGUAAUGUGUAAAAGUUUACAUACCUCAUUCAUGGUUGAAGACAUGAAUUCUGCUCCUCUAUCGGUUGCGAUCUCCUUCGGAAUUCCAUAUCGCAAUAUAAAAUUAUUUACUAGAGUACUAGCUACCUCUGUUGUGCUUUUAGAAAUAAGUGGAUAAGCUUCAACGUAUUUUGAAAGUUCACACUGUAGAGUCAAAAUAUAUGAAUAAUUAUUAUUAUCUCGCUCUAAUGGACCAACGAUAUCCAAAUAUAUUUUUUCAAAGGCAGUGUUUGCGGUUGACGUUAUUACCAUAGGCUCUUUUACGUAUGUCGAAUACUUAUGUCGCUGGCAUUUGUCACAGCGUUUUACAAAAUUAAUCACAUCUUUUUCUAAUCCUGGCCAAAAAUAAUAUUUU
Messenger RNA from Spodoptera litura, 3328 nucleotides. The record is from RefSeq and is a predicted model, not a curated record. Lineage: Eukaryota; Metazoa; Arthropoda; Insecta; Lepidoptera; Noctuidae.